This is a messenger RNA of Ctenopharyngodon idella (grass carp), 1358 nucleotides long. Its product is annotated as claudin-4-like. Gene Ontology annotation, cellular component: bicellular tight junction; plasma membrane. Gene Ontology annotation, molecular function: structural molecule activity. The transcript has a single exon. Bases 30 to 662 code for a protein of 210 amino acids. The record is from RefSeq and is a predicted model, not a curated record. Gene Ontology annotation, biological process: bicellular tight junction assembly; cell adhesion. NCBI's taxonomy places the organism in Eukaryota, Metazoa, Chordata, Actinopteri, Cypriniformes, Xenocyprididae.
CACUGUAAAGGCAGGCCUAUGAUUUAAAAAUGGUCUCCCAAGGACUCCAGAUUAUGGGCAUGGCCACAGCCAUGCUGGGUUGGCUAGGGGUCAUUAUCGUGUGUGCUUUGCCCCAGUGGAGGGUGUCUGCAUUCAUUGGGGCCAACAUUGUCACAGCACAGAUCAUCUGGGAGGGCAUGUGGAUGAACUGUGUGGUACAGAGCACAGGACAAAUGCAGUGUAAAGUCUAUGACUCCAUGCUGGCGCUCAGUUCUGACCUUCAAGCAGGCCGGGCCAUGAUCAUCAUCUCCAUUUUGACUGGACUCUUUGGAAUCGUAAUUUCUAUGGCUGGUGGAAAGUGCACCAACUGUAUUGAGGACCCAAGGUCUAAAGCAAAGGCAUGCAUCAUUGCAGGGAUUCUCUUCAUUGUUUCUGGACUUCUUUGUCUGAUCCCAGUGUCAUGGUCAGCAAACACGAUCAUACAGAGCUUCUAUAAUCCAUUGAUGGUGGAGGCCCAGCGGAGGGAGUUGGGUGCAGCUCUGUAUAUUGGCUGGGGAUCUGCAGGGUUGCUUUUACUGGGAGGAGGAAUACUUUGUUGGAACUGCCCGCCAAAGCAAGAACGCAUCUACAACCCCAAGUUUACCGCUGUGAGGUCCAGUUCUACUCCGAGAGAAUUUGUCUAAGAUGCAGAACCCAUAUGACUGGCUUUAAAAUGCAUUGCAACUGCAUUGAGCUCACAGACCUGAUUACUGUAUGUCAACAAUUCAUCUGUAGAAUUACCUGAGACACUGUUUUUUUACAUGUAAUAGCGUAACAUUUUCAUUCUCCCUCAUCACAAUUGCAAAGAAUUAUCAAUACACAUCUUUGAAAAGAGUAUGUUAAGUAUGCCACUACAUAUAUCACUUAAUACUUUCCUUAGGAUAAAUUCUGUAAAAUAUUCUGUAAAAAUGUUCUUUUUUAUGUUGGUAUUCCAGUAGCUCAAACAAAGCACUAGAAACAUCAUGGGAAUGCUUGAACUGCUAAAAUGUAUACCUUAAAUGUAAUGCAAGUUUCUUUGGAUAAAAGUGUUGGCCAAAUGCAUAAAUGUACAUAUUACAGCUUUUAUGGUGGGAUUAUAAAUAGGUUUAUUUAUUUACAAUGUCUACAAUAAUACCUUUUGUAUUAUUCUGUAUUUUUGUCAUGUGUAUUAUGUAUUUUUGUCAUAAUGUACAGGCAUCAAUAAAUAACAAUGUAUCCAAAGUCUUCAGACUGUGAUGUAGGGUUUUAAUUAAAACAUAAGUUCACACAAGUUUAAAAACUCUGGGGCAAAAGUACACUUCCAAUAUACUUUUACAAUGUUUUCUCUAAAAAUAAAUAAAUACAAAAUAAUUACGAUUGAA